CGGUUGGUGUCAAAUGGUAGUGAAAAACAAGUGUUCGCAUAAAAGUCGCAGAGAGUUACAAUCUAAUCGCGAGAAAAGGUAUCAAAUUAUCUUGUAACAGCAGUUUCUGAUCCCAGCCAAGUGCUGAAGAGUCUCAUGAGAACAAGAGCAAGUGCUGAAGUAGUGAAAAUUGUGAAUUGACUAGUCGUGACACGGAAUUUUGUGGCCCUGAAUUCAGGCACAGCAAUUUUGCCAUGUUUUGCAACUUUCUCACCAAGUUUUUCUGCAUUCUCCUCGCCCUUCACGUCUGCCAUGGGCUGGACAAAGUGGAAGUCACUGGCGAAGGAUGCAAGCUCACGGAGCCGAUCUACAACAGCACCUUCGACCUGUCCGGCCUGCAAUCCGACCUGAGCCAUCAGGUGCAGCUGGGCAGGAAGGACAGCAUUGAAUUCAAUCUGUGUGGCGCAAUGUCCAAGGCGUGCGACAAUUCCUCCGGCGUGGGCGCUUGUCUCACCGCCGGCGGCAAGGAAAAGAUCCUGGGCAGGGAGCAUACGCUGAAGCUGUCCAAUGGACGUUUCCACUUCGAGUUCAGCGGCGACAAAUGCUCAGACACGAAAAACUUCACCUUCUCCGUGAUCUUGCAGUGUGAUUUCACGUCCGUGAAGGACAUGAUCAGCGUGCAGAAGAGCACGGACAAAUGUAGCCACUCAGUGGUGUUGCGCACGAAGCUGGCCUGCAUUCCCACGGAGUCCAAAGUUCUGGACUCCUGCUCAGCCUCACUGAACGCCUUCACCACGUUCAAUCUCUACUCGCUGGCCGGCGUCAAUCACGUGGCAGACGAUCGCAACGGCGGCACGUUUCUCAUCAACAUCUGCCGGCCCGUGAUGUGGGAUCUGGACGCCAUGUGUCCGCCGGACACGGGCGUGUGCUUCGUCAAUCGCUCAGAGACGGAUCUCACGAAGAGAUUCGUCAGCAUGGGCGCCGUGGAGAAGCCCAGCGUUGAGGAAGGCGUGAUUUCGGUGAAGAUGACCGGCACUGAAGCCUGUCCGGAGGACGCGACCAGGAAGAUAAGCUCCGUGAUCACGUUCGAGUGCGAGAAGAGCUCACGCGUGGACGAGGUGGAGUUCAUCGGCUUCCGCGACUGCGAAUACAAAUUCGUGUGGUCAACGGCGGCGGUUUGCGAAACGCUCGAGCCCUGCACGGCCGUCGAUCCCAAGACGGGCUUCAAGUACGACUUGCGGCCGCUGUCCAAGAAGCCCUUCAACGUCACGCACGACAAUCACACGUACGCCUUUGGCAUUUGUGCGUCUCCGCGCGCGCCGUGCCUCGAAUCCUCCGGCGCCUGUGAGAUCUUCGCGGCGGAAACCCGCGGCCUCGGCCUCGUGAACGACAAACUCCUGGUGAAUCAGACCGGCGCACCGUAUCUGAAGUACGAAGGCGGCGGGCUGUGCCAGUCGACGAAACAGCCGUGGUACAGCGUGAUCGAGUUUGUGUGCGCCGAGCAGGGAAUGCAGCAGGGCCCGAAGGUCAUCGAGAACACGGAUUGCCGGCUGAUCAUUCAGUUCGUCACGGAUGCGAUCUGCCAGACGCGCCAAAUCUCCUGCCAGACCACCAACAACUCCUUCGACGCCGUCAUCGAUCUGGCGCCGCUCAUUCGCAACACGGACAACUACGUCGCCAACGUCAGCGCCGGCGUCAAGGGAGACGACGCCAAGCGCAAGUACUUCAUCAACGUUUGCCGUCCGCUUGUGCCGCAGUACGGACUGAGUUGUCCUGGAGGAUCGGCGAUUUGCCAGGCGACCAUCGAGAAUGGGAAGCCGGAGAGCGAGAAGAGUCUUGGCUAUCCGGACGUGUCGCUGACGAUGGUCGGCGCGAGGGCGCAGCUGAAGUACUUGCGCGGCAGUCCUUGUCCCGCCGAUAAGGACACCGAGCUGUCCUCCGUGAUUGACUUCUACUGCGAUGCGAAGAGCGGCCGCGGAAAUCCCGUGCUGAAGAGUGUCACGCACGAUUGUCUGUAUGAAUUCGAGUGGGCGACGAAUGUCGUCUGUCCGGCGUUCAAAUGUGAAUUCUCCAAGAAACACUGCUCAAUUCACAACGAACAGACGGACAGUGACUUCGACUUGAGCGAUUUGGUGAAGUCCAAUGCGAAGCUGGACAAGCUGAAGUUCUGUGAGCUGGACAAGUACGAAGUGAUGGCUGAUUAUGCUCAAGGCAGCGUGAAGGUGUUUACGAGCGCCAAAGAGAAGAGUGAUAAUUCCGAGAAAACCGUGAAUAUUGAGCUGAGACUGAAUUGCAAUGGAGACGAGAAGAAUUCUUCAUCCAAAGAUAACACUCUUGGUCGUCUUCUGGUGACGUACGAAACACCAUCGAUUUGCUCAAUGCUGGGCCUCGAUCCGCCGCCGGCCUCGCCAUCUGUCACGACGCCGGAUGAGGACAAGGACAAGGACAAGAAGGACGGUGACAAGAAGGAGGCGGAAGGUGGAGUGUCGGCGGUGGGAACGGUGUUCAUCGUGUUGGCAAUUCUCGGCAGCAUCGGCGGCAUCGGCUUCGCUCUGAAGGAUCCCGAGAGGCGUGCAAAGGUUCUCUCGCUCAUUCGGCGCAAAGACACCAACGUCACGUAUUCACGGGACUUUUAUGAGCCUCACUACAGCAUAUGAUUUUUCUUGGCACCUUUUUUGGAUGUGUUACAUUGAUAAAAAAUUUGUUUAUGUUUGAUUCCAAAAUCUCGAAAUUUUCUUGUGGCUUUAAUUUUGCUUAUUUAUGUUAUUAUGUAGUCUUGUAGGAUUUUGUGGCUAAAAUUCCAUGUGGGAAUUUUAGUUGAGACUUUCUCUAAAGUCAUUGUCGUAAAUUGCAGGUUUCCAAUGAAGAAGCCAGCCUUUUGAUGAAUCCAGCCACACUAACUGAAAGUGAUGAUGAACUUCUAAUCUAAUCGCCUUUUAUCAAGUCAUUUUUAAGCUACACCUUUUUGCAGUAUAUAAUUAAAGAAAUUUGCGUUCCUUUGAAUUGUUUUUGCCAAAUAUAAGAUGAGAAAUUGAUGCACUUAAGAGAAGCUGUUUGAAGUGUUAUUCAAUGUUUUUUAAAGAUGUGAACUUAAUUAUUAAUAGCAAACACUGUAAUAUCCUUGGUUUUUGUCCUGAUAAAGAAAAGGACAUUUGUGAUGUUUAGAGAUGCUAAAUAUUAUUUUUGUUUCACUGCAAAAAUUAUGCAUUGAUAGAUUAAACUUAAAUUACCAAAAUGAAAUGUGUUGAAUGUGCGGAAUGAGAUAUUUAAGGAGGGUGAUUUUUUGUCGGAAGGAUAUUUUUUAUAUUAGCUAGGCAAAUAAAGACAUGAGUGAAAAGAA
Messenger RNA from Phlebotomus argentipes, 3319 nucleotides. RefSeq names its product cation-independent mannose-6-phosphate receptor (gene Lerp). Gene Ontology annotation, biological process: lysosomal transport. Gene Ontology annotation, cellular component: trans-Golgi network. The coding region runs from base 234 to 2636 and encodes 800 amino acids. NCBI's taxonomy places the organism in Eukaryota, Metazoa, Arthropoda, Insecta, Diptera, Psychodidae. The transcript is spliced from 7 exons. Gene Ontology annotation, molecular function: signaling receptor activity; D-mannose binding. The record is from RefSeq and is a predicted model, not a curated record.